Anguilla anguilla (European eel) is the source of this 4689-nucleotide messenger RNA. It is a transcript of the gene npas4b, whose product is annotated as neuronal PAS domain protein 4b. The record is from RefSeq and is a predicted model, not a curated record. Gene Ontology annotation, biological process: regulation of transcription by RNA polymerase II. Gene Ontology annotation, molecular function: DNA-binding transcription factor activity, RNA polymerase II-specific; RNA polymerase II transcription regulatory region sequence-specific DNA binding; protein dimerization activity. Bases 425 to 3034 code for a protein of 869 amino acids. The transcript is spliced from 8 exons. Lineage: Eukaryota; Metazoa; Chordata; Actinopteri; Anguilliformes; Anguillidae.
UAUAAGUUAUCGACGGGCAGAGUCCACUAGAAGCGCCAACGCCACAAAUCUGCCUCACAACCAGCGACCAGCCGCUGACUGCUUCUCACUCCGACCGGGGGGCACCAAACAACCACCGGCCAACCGAGCAGGAAGCUUUAACGGACCUGAUGAGAUGUAAAGAACAGAGAACGUAGCCUAUUCAAAAAUGCGAAAAAGGUUAACCAGACCAAGACAAUAAUACAACCAAACAAUUGAAACCAAAAGCAAGUUUUAUACAUAACAACGGGAAAAAAAGGAACUUUCGACAGUUGUAAUCUAUGUGUGUAUCUCGUUGCUGACUGAUUCAACAGAAGAAAGAGAGCCGCUCUUUUUAAUCACACCGCCCCGGAGAGUUGCACCAACGCCGGCUUCACUGCUUCUUUUCCCGGCUGCGCGGGCUACAAUGUACCGGUCCACGAAGGGAGCUUCGAAGGCUCGGAGGGACCAGAUCAAUGCGGAGAUUCGCAACCUGAAGGAGCUGCUGCCGAUCUCCGAGGUGGACAAGGCUCGCCUCUCCUACCUGCACAUCAUGUCGCUCGCCUGCAUGUACACGAGGAAGUCCGUCUUCUUCUCUCAAGAAACGGAGACUACCAGCGGCCAAGAAGAGAGCUCGAGAUUCAUGUCCUCCCAGGAACUUUCGCAGCUGGUGCAGGAGCUGCCGGGCUUCCUGCUGAUGCUGACCAGCGAGGGGAAACUCCUCUAUCUCUCGGACAGCGUCACCGAACACCUGGGACAUUCUAUGGUGGAUCUGGUUGCCCAGGGAGACAGCGUUUAUGACAUCAUCGAUCCCACCGACCACUUUGUCAUGAGAAGCAACCUAUCGCCGACAACUUCACCAGACACAGACCGCUUGUUUCGGUGUCGCUUCAACACCUCUAAAUCGGCGCGUCGCCAGAGCGCCGGCACCAGACUGACGCUGGUCCGCGCGCUCUGUUUGUCAACUCCGGGAGCCGCCGCCUCGUCUUACUGGACUUCAAAUCCCGCGUGGCUGUGCUUCUGCUCCCCUUUGGAGAGUCAGCCGUCCUCCCCCGGCACGCGACCCACCCUGGCCCCGCCCGCGGACCACGCCUUCUUUCUGGCGGGGUUCCACUCCCGUCACGGCCAGGACAUGAGGGUGCGGGACGCGGACGACAGCGUGAGCGUGUACCUGGGCUAUGACGUGGAAGCGCUGCGCUCUCGUUCCUGGUACAGCCUCGUGCAUCCGCAGGAUCUACCGCACGCAUCUGCGCAGCACUGCAGUCUGUUGAGCGAGGGGAGCGAGGGCCGGGCGGAGAUGGUGGUGAGGGUGGAGACGCAGGACGGCUCCUUCACCUGGCUCUACAUGGUGCUGCACCUGGAGACUGGAGACAGCCCCAUCAGCUGCCGCAGCUACAUCAUCAGUGAGUCGGAGGCCUGGUCGGUGCGGCAGCAGCUGUGCACGGAGCAGACUCAGCUGGCCCUGGUGCUGAGUGCUAGCGCCUCCUAUCAGGACAGCCUGGGACUGCGGUCUCCGGACACGCUGUCCAGCCCGGACCAGGUGUUCACGCCCAGCAGCAGCGGUCUGUCGGGCCAGUCCUUCGACUUCAGCGCCGCCGCGUCCACCAGCAUGAGCUCCUCCGAGGAGCUAGGGGGCGCCGCCGCCGCCGACCCCAUGCUGGAGGGCCCGCGGUCCAGCCUGUCCUCCCUGGAGGAGGAGGGCUUAGCCCAGCAGGGCGGCCCUCAGCAGCCCCCGCCUCCCCCAGAGUCCGGCGACUCGGCCGCUGGGACUCCGCCCACAUUCGACGCUGACAUGGACGUCCUCGCCCGGAGUGUGUUCCGGCCCCCCCCCCAGAUGCCCCCUCCCCCCCCACCUCUCACAAGGCCUCAGCAGGGGGAGGGCUUCACCUGCUCGCCCCGCUAUGCCCCCCAGGCAGGAAGGGGCGGAGUUUCAUACCGAGAGGUGCCCUUCAUCUCUGCCCCCUCCGCUUGCGCACCUCGUCCUGUUUCCUUCACCAGGCCUUUGCUGACCCCAGCAGGCCGUCCUCUUUCCCUCCCACUCUCCGCCCCCUGCCCCGCCCCCUGGUCCGCCCCCUGCUCCGCCUCCCAGCAGGUCCUCCUCUCCUUGGAGCCCUACAGAGGUCCUCUCCUGUACGAGAAACUGCCCCCCACCCCCGACACGCCCGAAGAGGGAGACUGUGGCCUCCUGCCCCUCCCCCUGACCCUGCCCCCUCUCUAUGUGGACGUGCCCCCCCAGGGGUUAUUCGGCUACGCCCUGGAGGGGCUGCUCACACCUGAGGCCUCCCCUACAGAACUGCCCCAUCCCCUGGAGGCCCAGAUACAGGGGGAGGCGGGGCUAGAACAGGAGAGGGCGGAGAUUUCCUACCUGGCUCAGCAAAUCAGCACCCUGGCCGAGAGUUUCAGCUCCAAACUCUGCUCCUCCUCCAGCCCCACGCCACUCCCUAUUGCCCCGCCCACGAAGCAGGAUCCCAUCUCCCCAUUGGGCGAGAUCUACCCUGUCAAGCAACUGGACCCACCCCUUUCCCAGGACAAAAGCUCUCUAUUUGAAGAGAGCAUGUUAGAGUCCUUCCUCCUUGACUUCCUCUUAAACUGUGCCCCUCCCUCAACCCCACCCCCUCCCCUGUCAUGCCCCUCCCCUUCCCCCCAGGCCCUUCCCACUCCCCCCGCCCCAGCUUGCUGGUGCCCACACCUUGGUGUGUGCGCCAGUCACAUCUGUAGCGUCCAAUCGACGCAUUGUAAUGGCGUGGUUGGGGGCGGGGCAAUGGCAGGCACGGAAACAGUCGACAUGGAGACAGAGCCUUCCUCUGUCUCAGAAUCCCCGGCUGUGCCUGCCACGCCCAUCGCCCCCGCUGCCACGCCCAGUCUGCCUCGUGUCCAGCCCCUCCUUGGGGAGCUGGUCACCAUGGAACCCGUGUUUGGGGCAGGAGCCUCAAUUGCCCCCGUCCUGGGGCAACAACCUGAGUUGCAUCAACUCCACCGUGACUGUCCUCCUCAGCACUUUCAGCCAGAUGGAAACGGAAGUGAUUCCUCGUUCUAAAAUAAGUCUGUGACUUCAUUGCGUAUGGCAUAUUGUCAUAUUUCACGGACAUCCACUUUUCCAGGAAAGGGAAAAUAAUUUAGUGUAUAAAUAUAUACAAAUUGUAUAUAUAUACGUAUGUAUGAAUAUAAAAGAAAAAACCAAAAGGACAUUUAUGGAUGCAUUCGUAUAUGUAUAUUUAGGCAUUGCAAAUGAAGAUGUAUGGUUAUGUAUUUAACUAUCAAUAAUAAGAUGAGCCCAAUGCACCAUAGCAGAGUGUUGUUUGGUUUUGGGGUGCCUUUAUUGGAGCAGGGGUUCCCUUAUGAGCGCACUUUAAUAUACAGCCACGUCUGUAUGCAAUCAGAGUGGGGGACCCCUGCUGUAAAACUGAAUUUAAAAAAUGUAUUUAAAACAAAACAACAACACUGUUGAUAUCACUGCUAUUUAUCAAUCUAAACAUCACGACAUGUUUACUGCUCCAUAUUUGCGAUGCAGAGGCACAAACUUAAAGCGGAAAACGUUUCCAAGGAAACUUAGGACUCGCGUUAGCCAGCAAGUUUGCUAGGUUUUGAGGGUUCUCUCCUUUUGCCACACAGGCUGAACCUGAGGUCAAAUCCCUCAGACCUCUAGCUGUUUUGAAUCCUCCUUGCAAAUUAUAAAUUCCCAAUUUUACAAUUCAUGAAUUGAUUUUUACAGAAUAAAAUUUAAAAAAAAAAACUUUUUUAAGUUUGUGUCCACAAAACAUCUUUUUCUGCAUCUUGAUGAAUGGCUUCAUUUAUUUCAAACAUGUUUGAAGUGCUGUAAACAUUGUUCUUGCUGUGCUUAUUCAAUUCUAGAGGAGGCCUGUGACUGGUUUUUAUUUUUGGGGGGGUGUAUGCAUUAAUAUGCCCAUUAGAACACAGUGCUGGCCUCCUCUUUGGUUGUGGCCUGUGGGUCUGCGGUUGUGGUACAUAGAAAAUACCACCAUCUGCAGGCCCUGUAUGGUAUUACAAAUCCUUCUGGAGACCACCUUACAGGUAGUCAAAGGGAGGUGGACAGACUGGAUUUAGGGGGGUGUUGUAUCCCCAAAACUCUUGUCAAUGCGUGUCAAUCCAGUGGCCUGUUGACCUCUACUCUAGUUUUAUUUUGAGGGGUCAAGAAAGUGGCCCAGUGAUUAGUAUAUUUAAAAAAUGUAUUAAUUUAUUUUUUCAGUAGAUGAAUAAAACAUAUUUGAUGUUGAGUAAAUAUUGAAUAAAAAUAAAAAUGUGAAUGAGGUAUAUUUUUAUUUACUUUAAUUAUGCGACACAGGCUGAGAAUGGUUAUAAUUUUCUCACUGUGUCGAUAUGUUAACGUAGAGUUGUCUACGGUAAAGUAAAGGAUUGAUUCCUGUGUCCUAGCUAUUAUACUGCGACGUAAAAAUGUUUACAAUGAUGUUAUUCCUGUUUGCGUGAACAUUUUAAACAACUGAAUGUAUUUGCACAAAAAUGAUUAAUGUGUUGUGUGACAAAUCGGUUGCUUAAAUGCGUAUAUUUAUUGCUUUUGUAAUGUCGGUCUGUAUAUAACAAGUUUUUAUGUAAGAAAAAAUGAUAUAUUUAUCGCUGAGGAAUGAGCAUCGUGAAAUUGUUAUCUCGUCAUCGCUGAUAAGUGUAUUUGGCUGUCAAUCAAAUGCAUUUAUAUUAAAGUGCUCUUAAACAUGC